This is a messenger RNA of Alligator mississippiensis (American alligator), 2274 nucleotides long. It is a transcript of the gene IL17RC, whose product is annotated as interleukin 17 receptor C. The record is from RefSeq and is a predicted model, not a curated record. Lineage: Eukaryota; Metazoa; Chordata; Crocodylia; Alligatoridae. The transcript has 19 exons. Gene Ontology annotation, molecular function: interleukin-17 receptor activity. Bases 228 to 2258 code for a protein of 676 amino acids.
GGGAAGGGGAAGGGAGCUGGGACUGGGAGGGACAGACAGGCAGGCCGGACGUGCGCAGGCUGGCCGUGCCACAGGCCCAGGCGCUGAGGCUGACAGCCGGCCGCCCCAAGCCAGUUCUGCGCCACGGGCCCAGCCAGGACCCCGGCCCGGGGCUGCCCCUGUGGCCGGCAGAGCCAUGGUGGGGUGGCGCAGGCCCCAGGGCUGGCUCUGAGGCGGUGGGACCUGCGAUGCAGGCACUGCGCCUGGGGCUGCUCCUGGCACUGCUGCCUGUCGUGGAGCCCCGCGCAGCCUGGCCCUCUGUCAGCUGCUCCCAGGGCCUGUCCUGCCAGCUGCUGGAGGCCGACGUGCUGUGCAGCCCCGGCACCCAGGUGCAGCCUCGCGGCCCCGUGCUGGUGCCCACGCAGCUGCAAACAGAGCCGGAGCUGCGCUGCAGGCAUGGCCGCGCCUGCUCUGCCUGCCUCCGCGUGGACCUGCACCUGACUGUGCUGGGGCCCCAGGAGGUGGCAGCUGAUGGCACCAGAGACACGCCUGGAGCAGCCCCUCUGCACCCCAGGGAUGGUGGAGCCUUGCGGGGCUGGCUGGUGCUUUCAGCCCAAAGCCCAUCAUCCUCCCGCUGUGCCGCCAUCGAGGUCCAGCUGCACAGGGCUGUCACACACCCUGGCCGCACUGUGGGUUCUUUGCGGUUCCACUGCUUCGAGGCUCCCCUGCAGGCGGAGGUGCUCGUCAUGUCCUACACACAGCCCCUCUACCACGAGGUGCUGAACAAAACCCACCACAUCCCAAGCUGCUCCUGGCUGGCAGCGCAGGACGCCAUGCAGUUGUGCCAAGUGCCCAGGCUGCAGGUGUCCCCGAGACCAACGGAGGCAGUGGUGCAGCUGCAAGUGGAGGUGCCAGUGGCCGUCCCUGCAUGGCUGAACUACACGCUGUGGGUCUAUCGCAACCAGACCCAGGGGUGCACCAACCUCGGCAACAGGACCACACUGAGUGCACCCCAGAACUACAGCCUGCCUGAGGCCCACAUGCUGCCCUGCGUCUGCCUGCAGGUCUGGCCCGAGAUCCCUGACCCGCCCAGGACCAUCCUGUGCCCCUUCUCAAAUGACACUGCUGCGUGGGCCCGGCUGUGGGCGCAGACCCAGCUGAAGUUACGUGUCAACAAGGGGACGCUGAGCUACAAGAUAUCUGCACCAUGUGACAUCUCAGCCGAGCUCAUGCCCUGCUGGCGACCAGACCCCGCCGGGCCCUGCACCGCGCUGCCUCAGCUGCGCCAGGCCACCCUGCCCGGGUUACAAGAGCUGGACACACUGCAGCCUCACCCGAACCUCUGCAUCCAGGUGAGGAGCGAGGGGCAGGUCCGACUCACACAGUGUCUGCAGGAGGGCACCCUGCCUGCCCGCCCAGCCGACCUGCUCCUUGUGGAGACCGCAGACCCCCAGGGCAGUGCGACCCUCUGUGCUGUGGAGCGGGGCACCUGUGUCCCACUCACCAGCUCCACCAGCAUGGGUGCUGCUGACCCCGGGCUCCUGGAGCAGCACCUGCGACAGGACGUGCAGUCGGGGCAGUGCCUACAGGUCUGGCGCGUGGAGGGCGGUGCCGCGGGCACAGGCUGGGCCUGCUCCCUGGACAAGUACGUGCGCUCCCGCUGGGGGCUGGCCUGGGCCGGGGGCCUGCUCUGCGCGGCCGGCGCCCUGCUGCUGCUGCUGCUCAACAAGGAGCAUCUCAAAGGCUGGCUGCGGCUGCUGAAGGCGGAGCCGGGCGCCGCGGGGCCGCUGCGGGGCCGGCGCGUGCUGGUGCUGUACGCGGCGGCGGAGCAGGGCGCGGCGGCGGCGCUGGGCGCGGAGCUGCGGGCGCGGGGCGCGGCGGCGGCGCUGGAGCAGUGGAGCCGCGCGGAGCUGAGCGCGCGCGGGGCGCUGGCCUGGCUGCACGCCGAGCGGCGCCGGGCGCUGCGGGACGGCGGCGCCGUGCUGCUGCUGCUGUCGCCGGGCGCGGCGGAGCGCUGCGCGGGCUGGCUGCGCGGGGCCGCCCCGCCCCCGGACCCGGACCCGGACCCGGACCCGCUGGACGUCUUCGCGGCGGCGCUCAACGCCGUCCUGCCCGACUUCGCGGCGGGGCGCGCGGGCGGCGGCCGCUACCUCGUGGCCUGCGUGGCGGGGCUGCGGCCCGCGCGCCUCCCGCCGCUGCUCCGCGCCGCGCCCGCCUUCGCGCUGCCCGCGCAGCUGCCCGCCCUGCUGCGCGCACUGGCCGCGCCGCGCCCGCAAUAAACCCGCGCUGCUCUGG